Setaria italica (foxtail millet) is the source of this 2349-nucleotide messenger RNA. Its product is annotated as beta-amylase 2, chloroplastic. Gene Ontology annotation, biological process: polysaccharide catabolic process. The record is from RefSeq and is a predicted model, not a curated record. Gene Ontology annotation, molecular function: beta-amylase activity. Bases 82 to 2136 code for a protein of 684 amino acids. The transcript has 10 exons. NCBI's taxonomy places the organism in Eukaryota, Viridiplantae, Streptophyta, Magnoliopsida, Poales, Poaceae.
GAGCGACCCCGCUGGUCUCCCCCCCUUGUUCCCCUACCCUGCAUCUCCCUCCCUCCGUUCCCCCGCGGCGCGAGAUCCGGGAUGCAGCAGGCGGCGGGGCCGGCCGAGGACGAGGACGAGGAGAUGGGGGUCAAGGAGGAGGACGGCGACGAGGAGGAGGAGGAGGAAGACGACGGCUACUACAUGGACCCGUGCCCCGCGGCCGUCGCGUCGCCUCCCGGCGUAGGCGGCGGCAGGGCGAACCCGGCGAGCCGGCGGCGCGCGCGCGAGGAGAAGGAGCGGACCAAGCUGCGGGAGCGGCAGCGGCGCGCGAUCACGGGGCGGAUCCUGGCGGGGCUGCGCCAGCACGGCAACUACAGCCUGCGGGCGCGCGCCGACAUCAACGAGGUGAUCGCGGCGCUGGCGCGCGAGGCCGGGUGGGUCGUCCUCCCCGACGGCACCACCUUCCCCUCCUCCGCCGCCGCGGCUGCGCAGCCGGGCCCCCGCCCCGUGAUGGUCGCCGCCGCGCCGCUCGCGCUCCCGACCUCGCCGGCGCUCCCCCUCCGCGGCAUCUCGCCCGUCGCCGCCCGCCCCAUCUCCCACCGCCCCGCGCCGGCGUCCUCCCUCCUCCUCUCGCCCCCACGCGCCGCAGGAGCCGCCGCCGCCUCCUCGCGUCCCCCGGCGGACGACGUCCCUGACGGCGGCAGCUCCUCGCACCUCCUCGCUGUCCCCGUCAACGUCCCCAUGGACCCCGCGGUCGCCGAAGACGCCGCCGUCGCCAAGCAGGUGCCCGAGGUGGCGCCGCGCCCGCCGGAGCGGGACUUCGCCGGCACGCCCUACGUUCCCGUCUACGUCAUGCUCCCCCUUGGGGUGGUCAAUGUCAGCGGCGAGGUGGUGGACGCGGACGAGUUGGUGGGCCAGCUGCGGGUGCUCAAGGCAGCCGGGGUGGACGGGGUCAUGGUCGACUGCUGGUGGGGGAACGUAGAGGCGCACAGGCCGCAGGAGUACAACUGGACUGGCUACAAGCGCCUAUUUCAGAUGAUCAGGGAGCUCAAGCUCAAGUUGCAGGUGGUCAUGUCAUUCCAUGAAUGUGGUGGCAAUGUUGGCGACGAUGUGUCAAUUCCUCUCCCACAUUGGGUAACAGAGAUUGGAAGGAGCAACCCAGAUAUCUACUUUACUGACAGGGCAGGAAGGCGUAAUACUGAGUGCUUGUCAUGGGGGAUUGAUAAAGAAAGGGUUCUCCAAGGCCGAACAGCAGUGGAGGUAUAUUUUGACUUUAUGAGAAGCUUCCGAGUGGAGUUUGAUGAGUAUUUUGAGGAUGCGAUCAUCUCAGAAAUUGAGAUUGGACUAGGGGCUUGUGGAGAGCUGCGAUAUCCAUCUUAUCCAGCAAAACAUGGUUGGAAAUACCCUGGCAUUGGGGAAUUUCAGUGCUAUGACAGGUACUUACAGAAAAAUUUGAGAAGAGCUGCAGAAGAACGGGGGCAUACUAUAUGGGCAAGAGGACCAGACAAUGCUGGCCAUUAUAAUUCGGAACCAAAUCUCACUGGGUUUUUUUGUGAUGGAGGAGAUUAUGAUAGUUAUUAUGGCCGUUUUUUCCUCAACUGGUACUCUCAGAUGUUGGUGGAUCAUGCGGACCGUGUACUGAUGUUAGCAAGGUUGGCUUUUGAGGGUUUAAACAUAGCUGUUAAGGUCUCUGGAGUGCACUGGUGGUACAAAACUGCCAGUCAUGCUGCUGAAUUGACUGCUGGGUUUUACAACCCAUGUAACCGUGAUGGCUAUGCUCCAAUUGCUGCAGUAUUGAAGAAAUAUGAUGCUGCUUUGAACUUUACAUGUGUUGAAUUGCGCACUAUGGACCAGCAUGAGGUAUACCCUGAGGCAUUUGCAGAUCCAGAGGGCCUGGUAUGGCAGGUGCUAAAUGCUGCGUGGGAUGCUGGUUUACAAGUGGCUAGUGAGAACGCUCUACCUUGCUACGAUAGAGAAGGAUUCAACAAGAUUCUGGAGAAUGCCAAACCACUGAAUGACCCAGAUGGACGGCAUUUGUUUGGAUUCACCUACCUGAGGCUUAGCAAAGUUCUGUUUGAGAGGCCCAACUUUUUCGAAUUCGAGCGCUUCGUCAAGAGAAUGCAUGGUGAGGCGGUUCUUGAUCUGCAAGCAUAGAUGUGUAGCUUAUUACAUACACAUAUACAAGUGAUUCUGAUUGGCUUAGGCCUUACGGCCUACAUUUUUGCUCCUUUUUUUCGGUUGCGUAGGUGGUAGUAUCAGCUGAUUUUUGACCUGUUACAUAGAAUAGAACUCGCUGCUCUAUUUGUAAAGGCUAUUUAUAUAUGAAGACCCGUGGGUUUACUUGAAUUUUGGUGGGUAAACAGUGAA